CGAUAUGCAAUAAUUACAAGUUACAAAAGCCAAGAAAGAAGAAGGAGAAGAAGAAGUUCUAAGCAUGGCGACUGCGACGACCCCGGUUGGCCAAGAUCAACCGACCAAAGCAGAUCUUCCACCCGUCGUGUUUGAUUUGUCUCAUCCUCCGGUUAUCGAGGGAUUUACCCCGCUGCCCAGGGCGAAGGAGGAGAAUUUUAAAGACAAAUUCAUCCGGAAGACCAAAGAGAAUCCACUCGUCCCUAUAGGUUGUUUGGGAACAGCAGGAGCACUGAUCUACGGCCUCAGCGCCUUCAGACGGGGCAAAACUCGACAGUCCCAGCUGCUAAUGAGAGCCCGUAUCUUCGCUCAAGGCUUCACCGUCGUUGCUAUUAUAGUGGGUGUAGCUGCCACAGCACUGAAGCCUAAGCAGUGAAGAGAAGACACCGGACCCUGUUUGACCAAACUGACAAGUGCCUUACAUGGUCGAUGGGUGAAAUGUGAUGUGAAUAUGGAAUGAACUGAACAUUAAAUGCCAAUUGUUCACAUUUUUAUUUUCUUUACAGAAAAAGGUCCAGUGUAAGAACUCAUAUUAUAGAUCUACAGGUGGUAGAUGGCACUAUUCGCAAAUUGUAUCAAUAUGCCACACUUAUACACACAUUUAAAGGUACAGUUUACCCCAAAAUGAAAAAUCUGUUUUACAAUCAUUAACUCACCCUCA
Molecule: messenger RNA, 700 nt
Organism: Sinocyclocheilus anshuiensis
Lineage: Eukaryota; Metazoa; Chordata; Actinopteri; Cypriniformes; Cyprinidae
Product: HIG1 domain family member 2A-like
Exons: 2
Coding region: 65-415 (116 amino acids)
Biological process (GO): mitochondrial respirasome assembly
Cellular component (GO): mitochondrion
Source: RefSeq, a predicted model, not a curated record